Adineta steineri is the source of this 738-nucleotide messenger RNA. NCBI's taxonomy places the organism in Eukaryota, Metazoa, Rotifera, Eurotatoria, Adinetida, Adinetidae. The record is from the annotation of a GenBank genome assembly.
AUGUCGUCGUUAAAUAUUGAUUCUCGUGAAUGGAAUAAAUUAUUUCCAUCAGAUAUUAAUACAGAAUCAGAUUCCAUCUUAUUUAUUCAUCGUCUAUUUACUGUAACUCUAUCAGUAUUAACUGCUAAACGACAUAUUUUUUCAAAUGAUCAUUUUUCAUCAAAAAAACUUGGUUCAUUAUUUGUUCCACUAUUUACUCGACCAACAUCUCUCAUCGAACAAAAACGAUUUAAUUCAACAGUUUUCUCAUGGAUUCAAGGUGUGUCUCAAGCUAUUACUCAAAGUUAUUUAAAAUUAGCUACUUUUUUUGUGAUUUCAAAAAAAGAUGAUACAGUACUUGAAAUGUAUGAAUAUUAUUUUGCUUAUAAUAAUACUGGAUCAGAUACUCAUAAUGAAAGUUUUUUAAGUACAACAUCAACGGAUGAUAUUCAACAACAAGUUUUCAAAGCAAUCGAACAAAUCAAUCAAUUUAUUGAUGAACGUCUUGAGCCAAUUAUUAAUCGUUCAGAUUAUCGUUUUUGUCUUAAAAUUCAAUAUAAUACAUCAAUAACACCUAAUGAUUAUCAACCAACAGGUUUUAUUGAUUCAUGUGAAAUAAUUUCACCAGUUAAUUGGAAAAAAAUUCUAACAACAAAAAUACAAAGUUCAAGAAAAAUUUUAGCACAAAUUAAAACAACACAUCAUAAAAUGUUACUUGUAUUUCGAACACCAACAUUGAAUUCAACUUUUAGAAAAUAA